Cephus cinctus (wheat stem sawfly) is the source of this 3138-nucleotide messenger RNA. RefSeq names its product protein tyrosine phosphatase domain-containing protein 1. The record is from RefSeq and is a predicted model, not a curated record. Lineage: Eukaryota; Metazoa; Arthropoda; Insecta; Hymenoptera; Cephidae. Bases 834 to 2759 code for a protein of 641 amino acids. Gene Ontology annotation, molecular function: protein tyrosine/serine/threonine phosphatase activity. The transcript has 10 exons. Gene Ontology annotation, biological process: protein dephosphorylation; cilium assembly.
UACCACUCUGUAGUAGGUCCUUCAGUUUUCUCCUUGAACCCCACGCCAAUGACUCCUCGAACGACUCACUUAUCAGCCAGUCAAUCUGUCCUAAUUUUCCAAUGGUUACUUCUUAGUAUUUUUCCCAAAUCCAGGCGAACGGAAAAUACGCGAAAAGGAGAGAGUGAUUUAAAAUAUUAAUAGUCCAAACGGCAGGACGAAGAAUUAACGAAAUUUACGCGGUACUCUAUCCCUUGGAGAGAAAGGAAUAAAGUGAAUUUCGAAAAAAAGUAAAGAAUUAAUGGGACUCCGCAUUAUUCCAGUAUUACGUAGAGACAAUAUCGCGAAUCAGCCACGCAAGUAUUUCAAGUCGGUUUUGAUUCUAGAUCGAGCCAGAUGGCCCGGCGAUUCGUAGCAAACUCCCGAUCAGUUGAUUCCCGCCAAUUCUCAAUUAUCCCGGAUAUUCAUUGCCUGAAUUACGUUACUAAGUAUUAUACGAUAAGUUGCCUUGUAAAAAUGUACCGAUUUUACUAAGAAAUUAAAUGUGUUACUAAAAGAAAAACUCCGCAGACACGAGUUUAUUAUUGAAUUGCAUUAUAAAUCUCGCGUUUAUCGAUCGAUCGCCGCUUGGGAUCGUGCCGCCGUUGGUCGCGCUUGCGCGACCCUCGACGCCCCAGCGCUCCGGUCGACUUUCGCUUUCAGAGGCAGUUUUCCUCCUCCUCCUAGUACGCUCGGAGCGUGCUUUAUCCCUCUCGCUGGUAAUUUCAUUGCAGCGCGAAACUCUCUCCGCUGUGCAUCGCGCAGCUACGUCUCCAACGAUGCGAUGGCACAUGGACAACGGCGACUCUUGAAGGAUGGACGUGAGCUCCCUGGUGCCCGCAGGACUCCAGACAGGAAGAGCCGACCUGUGCGUCGUUCCAGCCGGGUAUAACAAAUUUUCCGAAAAUCUCCGAAGGCUCACGCCGCCUGCACUGCAGUGCGCUGUUUUCUGCGGAGGCUCAAGAUGCAAAUACGAAAAUCCAAAAGCCUGGCCGCCCGUCCACAUGGCCAUUCAGGACCUAUUCUCCCACUGGGUUACCGAGGACGUCCUGGCUAUGGCACGACCCAGCACCGCUCUAAUUAUAAAAAAGAAUAUCAUCGCGCAGUUCCAAGGAUGGGGAAUUAGGACGAUCAUCAAUUUGCAAACUCCCGGGGAGCACGCCAGUUGCGGAGGUCCACUCGAGCCGAGCGGAUUCACAUAUGAUCCCAACGACUUCAUGAGGAACGACAUUUACUAUUACAAUUUCGCAUGGAAGGACUACGGCGAUGCGACAAUGGGGAAACUUUUAGAUAUGGCAAAAGUUGUGGCAUUUGCUGUACAAGAAGGGAGGGUUGCCAUCCACUGUCACGCUGGACUGGGCAGGACAGGGGUCCUGAUAGCUUGCUAUCUGGUCUACAGUUUAAGAGUGCGAGCGAACGAUGCCAUAAGAUUCGUCCGUCUGAAGAGACCCUGUGCGGUUCAGACUCGUGGACAGAUCCUGUGCGUCCAGGAGUUCGAACACCACGUCCUGCCGCAGAUCCUCGUAUUUCCAGUUAGCUCAGCCAUUAGAAAACCCUACAGCCUGCAGUCCUUUCUCUCUAAGCAGCAAAGCGUUCUGCAUGGCUACGAGCAGAGGACUUUUAAAUACAUUCCGAAGAUCGUCUUUACGAUUUGCGAGAGAAUUCUACAGCUCUGCGACUGUCGAGAAGACAACUCACCGGCUGAAAUAAAAUUCUUGGUCUCGAGUACUCCCUUCACGACGAAAUUCAUUUGCCACGCCAUAGAAAGGAAAACGGAAGGACAGAACUUCCCCAUGAGGCACUCAUUUUCCUGGAUGGAGUCUCUAGCCGGUUCUUCCUACGACGUCUCCAGUGGAUCCACGACGACUUACGCUGCUAGCACUCCUGGAUCUUCCAGGGAGACUCUGCAGAAUUCUGAUACUUCGGAAGAUCUCAGAAGAUUGAACGACGUCUUCUGUCCCUCGCCGGAUGUGCCUUCGUGUUCCUCUUACCAAGGUCUGGAUGAUAAUUGCGUAGACGACGUAUUGGGCGAUGGUAUUAGGGGACAGGACCUUUACGAUAACGAUUGCUACAAAGAGAUUCAAUCUCACCUGGAUCUGAAGGCUGCUGCACAGACUGAAACCUUUCGUGCCUUUAGUACUGAGGAGGCUGUGAAAGCCCUUCUGUGCGACCAUACGUCCUUAGCAGAAGAGCAAAAGAAACGACUGCGAGAUUACCAAAUUGAUCUAAAUAAUCGACAAACUGCGUGGCAGCGACUGGAGUUGGAAACCGACCUAAGCCUUUUGUCAGGUUUGCUUUACGAGUGGCUGGAAACCUUGAAAAGACCAGUAUUAGAUCUAGAGGACCUCAGUCACAUUGUCAUAUGGAGUUCGAAGGAACAGGAAUGCUUGCACAAAUUGCAGACUUCCACUAGAUAUCUACUCGAGUAUCUAUUGCGAUUCCUCUCGCGUCUCAGACCUUUAACUAUGGAAACUCAAAAUCUUCUCGGCAAGAGACUAAUGGCUGCUCUCACACAACAGUGCAUUUCAAUAAAUCACAUCCUUUUCCCUGCAGGCAAAAAUUUUCAUAAACUACGACAUGGGACUGCAGGAAAACUCAAUGAAUUUUUUUUAAAAACGAUGAAUCUAAUUGAAGAGAUUAAUACUCAAAGUUUUUAUUCAUCACAUUCAACAUCAGCUUGGGAGAUAUCAACUGUGCAUCAAACUGACACAGAGGAUAACGAAGAUGACAAACACGUCUAGGAAUCUUUAAAAAAUUGAUUGAAUAUUUUUAAGAAGAACAUAGAAAGGAUUGAAGUGAAAUAUUACAAAUGCAUUUAUAACUCGUUACGUCAACCCGAUAGUAGAUUGAGCUCAGAUCAAGCUCAGCAAACCUAAAAGAAUGUACUUCGGUUGCGCCCAUUUCCGUGAGUAGGAAGAAAAAAUAGAGAGAAAAAGUCUCAUCGAGAAUUUUGGUAAUUCGCAAACAAGCGAAGACGAAGAAGGAAAAACUUAGUUGCCCAGAAAUAUUGAAAAUUUAAAACAUUGAAUAAAGCGUUCGAAAUGUUACUAAAUAUUAUUGGAUUGUGACUUACCUUCGACAUUUAUUCAAAUAUAAAAUCGAGGCUAAAUCAAAAUCCCG